AUGUCAGUAUCGUUACCACCAAACACUUUUCCGAAACAAUAUCCGUUUCUGACCAGGCAGGAAUUCGAAAUUGCUGCAAAAUUGUUUAUUGCACAGUCUCGAAAAGCGGGUGACACCGAGGUUUGGAACUGGGUUGAGCACGAGAAGGUAAAGGGAUUCGGUUACUUAUGUCGAAGUUCAAUAGUACCAAAGGUGAUGGAUAAAGAUGCAGGAGAUUUGGAAGAAGAUAUUACACCGAUGGACGAUGUGAAUGAGCAGCGAGUUGAAGUUGUGGAGGAAGAGGAUCCUAGUGUAGGGAUUGCAUUGUUAGAUCUCAUUGAGUUUCCUACGUUACUCACACGAGACGAAUACUUGACGGUCAACUAUCAUAUCAUAUUUUCAACUUCGUAUAAGGUUCCCGUACUUUAUUUUAAUGUAUGCUAUGAUGAUGGCACACCGCUAAAAAUCGAUGAAAUAUAUUCGCAUUUGGUUCAACCGUUGAGACUUGACGAUAUAAAAACCGCGGGAUUUUAUGGCGGUAUAUCACAACAGGAUCAUCCAACCCUUUCGAUUCCAUUUUACUUUCUUCAUCCUUGCGAAACUGCCACAUUGAUGAGGUCGAUAGUUGAAUUCAACACAAGCGAAAAUCUUGAGGAAGAAAGAAUAACAUUAGAAGGGUACAUUAGAAGUUGGUUGAGUUUCGUUGGGCCUGUUGUAGGUUUAAAGGUUGGGAUCGAAUACUUUCUUGAGAUUUGA
Molecule: messenger RNA, 735 nt
Organism: Acaulospora morrowiae
Lineage: Eukaryota; Fungi; Glomeromycota; Glomeromycetes; Diversisporales; Acaulosporaceae
Source: the annotation of a GenBank genome assembly